Molecule: messenger RNA, 3298 nt
Organism: Culex quinquefasciatus (southern house mosquito)
Lineage: Eukaryota; Metazoa; Arthropoda; Insecta; Diptera; Culicidae
Exons: 13
Coding region: 326-3139 (937 amino acids)
Cellular component (GO): membrane
Source: RefSeq, a predicted model, not a curated record
GAAUCGUACAUAUAAUUCAGUUCCUUUGUGGCCGCGGUUGAGUCGAGUCGACGGUUCGCUUUCCACCCUCGGUAAUCCGUCUUGAUCCGGUUGCGCACGGGAACCCCUUUCUUGUUGGAUUUGUUUCAUCUUGGAGUUCUUCGAGGAUCAAGGAUAUUUGGCCUGGUUGCCAGUUUGAUUGCUGUUGCUGCUGUUGCUGUGUGUGUGUUUGUGUAAUUCUAGUUCAGCCCUUCAGCGCUCAUCACGUGGAUCGUCUCAAUUGAUCACCUGCCAACCUGGGUGUAGGGAGAGAGUGAGUGGAAAUCAAGUGAAUAAGAAGAGCACUAUGGGGGUGGACGGGAGUGAUAAAACGGCCAAGGCCAGUGCCGAAGAGAUGGGAACUAACACGGUGGACACCGAAGAGCUGACCAAGUGGGGCAAGUUUUGUCUCCGGCAUGGAAUCAACCCGAACCUUAUUAUGCUGAAGAUUACGCUGUUCGUCAUGUAUGGAGCUACAUCAUCGCUGCUGCCUUAUUUAACCAUUCACAUGCAGAGCACCGGGCUGACAGUGGAGGAAAUUGCAAUCAUCUACCUGGCUUUGCCGUUCACGACCUUUCUGAGCCCACCGAUCACCGGAUUCCUGGUGGACAAGUUCGGCCGCUACAAACCGGUGGUGAUUAUGAGCUUGCUGCUAAAUGCAUUAUUUCACCACUCGUUGAUGCUGAUCCCGCAGCAGGAAAUCCCCGGCAAGCUGCCGGAAGCGUACGUAAUGAGACAUCCGGAGACGGGAAAUGUCGAGGUCUGGUGGUCACCGUGUCCGAGCCGCGAGUGCCCAGACAGCGAAGAGAUCGACGUCGUGGUGGACCAGUGCCUGGACCACUGUCUGUUGCACGAGCAGAACCCGAAAAUCGAGGUCGUGCCGCCGCCGACCUUUGCGCCCAUUUUGCCCCCCUCGGACGUCGGCGAGAAGGACGACCUGCAGCUGCUGAUUAACAAGCCGAUCAACAGGAAGAACCGCACCGGCGGGGACGUACUUAAUAGCUAUAGUUCUAGCACGACGGAGCCGUACAUAGACAAACAAAUACUUAACCAGGAGCCAGACUCGGAAGAGAGCGAGGAGAGUUGGGUCAUAGCGGGGAGUGGCGACUCGGCGUUCUUCGUGCUGGACAUGCACCCGGAUCUGGGCGAACCGAUCGAGCAGCUCGGAAUGGAGGUGGACCACGAUGACAACGAGACGGUGACGGAUUUCAAAACCCGAUUCGGCAUUCAGCUGCUGUGGAAGCAAGGCGUCAACGUGACCGCUCUGGAGGAGGAAGAUCUCCGCUGUGGCGGGUUGGUACUGUCUUCGAACAUGUCGCUGAACAUCAACCAACGGCUGAGCGAACUGGCGGCGGAUUGUAUGGUUCAGCGGUGUCGGUUCCGGAAGAAUGGUCCCGAUAUAUGCCCUCCAGACUACAAGGAAAGCGACGACAAAAUCUUCUGGAUCUACUUUGGGCUCCGAUUUUUGGCCACUACGAUGUUGUCCGCGGGAGUGACCAUCAUGGACCCGAUCGCAUUGACCAUGAUCGAAAAGUACGGCGGGGACUUUGGUCGCGAGCGACUUUUCUCCAGCAUUGGAAUGGCCAUCUUUUCACCUAUCACGGGCAUCCUGAUUGAUUUGUUCUCGCAAGAUCUUGGCUACACGGACUACUCGGCCGCGUUCUACACGUACGACAUUUUGCUGGUCAUUUCGUCUAUUUCGGUGUUCAUGAUGCCCCUGGGAGAGAAAUUGCCGGCCGAUAAUGUGUUCAAAGAUUUGCUCAAUCUGCUCAAGCUGAAGCACGUCAUCAUCUUCAUCUGGUUCCUGUUUUUGCUCGGCAACUUCUGGGGAUUCAUCGAGAGCUUCCUGUUUCUGUACCUCAAGGAGCUGGGUGCACCCAAUUAUUUGCUUGGCAUCACCAUCACGGUCGGAACGGUCAGCAGCAUUCCGUUCCUAUACGGCGCCGGUCGCAUCACCAAGGUCGUGGGCCACGUUAAUUUGAUUGUUAUUGCGUUCAUCGCGCACGCCUGUCGACUGGUGGGAUAUUCGCUGAUUGAAAACGCCUGGUGGUGCUUCCCGUUCGAGGCCAUGGAAGCGCUGUCCUGUCACCUGAUGUGGGUCGCGGCGGCCACCUACUGUGCGCUGUUGGCCCCGAAGAACCUGCUGGCAACACUGAUCGGAGUGCUGGGCAUGGCGCACUUUAGCUUGGGCCGCGGCAGUGGCUCCUUCUUCGGUGGGUUCCUGAUCGGUGAGGUGGGCACCCGCGAGGCGUUCCGCUACAUGGGACUGGUGGCGGUAGCCGGCGGGCUGGCGUACAAGUUCAUUCACGCCAUUUGGCUGAGAAAGUACGACAAUCCGGACGCCGACGAUGACGUGCUGGAGAGUGGCGAGGCGGAAAAGCUGACCGAGACGAAGGAGGCCGACGAACCCAAAACCAAGGACCAGGGCACCUCGAUGUCCCAGGAGCGGCUGUCGCUGAUGAUCAAGUACAACCAAAUUGGCUCGCUAACGUCGCUGCCACGUGGCUCACGGGGCGAUGUCAACGAUUCGCUGUCUAGAAGGCGCAGCAGCUACAACAUCGAGAUCGUUCGUGCUCCCAAGGGUGGUGGAAGUGCUUCAAAGGUUGAUCUGCUCAAGUCCGCCCUCGAAAUCAACCACAAAGUGUCCAACACGCACCUCCGCAAGGACGGCAAGAACUCGGACCAGUCGCUCGACUCCAAACGGUCGGACAGUGCGCCCCGGUUGAAUCCGCUGAAGAACAUCUCCCAGCCGGCGCUCAGCGCUGUGGCAGAUGAGGUUGGAAUCCCGUCGGUUCUGAGCCGCCACCGGAAGAAGCACCACCAGAGUGGUAUCUUGGUAAUCAAGGCCACCAGCCACGACGGUGACCUAGAUCUGAGAAACUACCUUAGGGAAACGGACCCCCGGGAAUCGAUUACGGAGGCGGAGCUGGACCACUACAAGGCCGAACUGGCGAAGCAGGCCCGCAUCCACGUGCUGAACGACAUUCCGGAACGUCCGGUGGAUCCGGCCGAUAUGGUCGGGGUGGGAACGACUGCCUCUGCUGCUGUGACUUCGACGCCGGUGAUUGCCCCAAGUGUCGAAAGUAAAACAGAGAACCAAACCGUUAAGGGUGAAACCUGAUAGAGGGCCCCGUGGCGGUUGUUGCGACCGGUUAAGGGGGUACCUGCACUUUGUCUAUGGGUUGAAAUUGAUUUUACUUUUUCCCUUUUUGUUAGAUCUUGUUUUAUCACUAAUUUAGUAUUUGUUAACGUAGUUUGAAAUAUAAGCAAUUAUGAUGAA